CAAAUGGUGGAUUGCGUUACUUUUUCUCGUGCUCUGUGUAAAAUAUUUACGUAAAAUAGUGUUAAUUUCAUAUUGCAGUGUUUCUGACUAACAUAAACAUGUCGGAAGCACUGCCGAGUGCUAAAAAACAAGUGCCGCGGCAGCUGCGUGAACGCAAGCAAAGAAAACUCUAUUCAGAUGAAUGGGCUCUUGGUGAUGAUGAAGCCGAAGGAGGUCGGGGCUUUUCGUUGGCAGACAAGUUGGAGAGCCCCAGGUUCGAGCAUGCCGGAUCAGUUCUGGAGAUGCACGGUUCAGAGAUCACUGUUGCUCACCUGCAAAAGAAUGGAUUUACAACUCCUUUGCUGUUCAAAGAAAAAACUGGAUUGGGCUUGAGAGUUCCGACGAGCAACUUCACAGUGAACGAUGUGCGCAUGUGCGUCGGCUCCCGCCGUCUUCUCGACGUCAUGGACGUCAACACUCAGAAAAAUAUCGAGAUGACCAUGAAGGAUUGGCAAAGAUAUUACGACGAUCCCAACAAGGAGCGUCUUCUGAACGUGAUAUCAUUAGAGUUCUCCCACACCCGCCUUGAGAAUUACGUGCAAGCGCCGCGUAUAGUGCGCCAGGUUGACUGGGUGGAUACCGUGUGGCCACGACAUUUGAAGGAUCAACAGACUGAGUCCACAAACGCACUUGAUGAGAUGAUGUACCCAAAAGUCCAGAAAUAUUGCCUGAUGUCUGUAAAAGGGUGCUACACAGAUUUUCACAUUGAUUUUGGUGGUACCUCCGUGUGGUAUCACAUUUUAAGAGGUGCAAAAGUAUUCUGGCUUAUCCCUCCCACUGAGAAAAAUCUACAGCUAUAUGAGAAAUGGGUGCUUUCUGGGAAGCAAUCCGAUGUAUUCUUUGGUGAUACUGUAGAGAAAUGCAUCAGAGUCCAUCUGCAAGCCGGCUACACAUUCUUCAUCCCCACCGGUUGGAUUCACGCAGUUUACACACCAAGCGAUUCUCUAGUGUUCGGUGGCAACUUUCUUCAUCAGUUUGGCAUUGAGAAACAGCUCAAGAUUGCCCAAGUUGAAGAUGUCACUAAGGUGCCACAGAAGUUCCGCUACCCGUUCUUCACUGAGAUGCUGUGGUACGUGUUGGAUCGUUACGUCAGCGCUCUUCUCGGCCGCUCCCACCUGGCGGCCGAGGGGCAGUCAACCCCGCUAUCCGCGCCGAAGGACCAUAUGCAUCUCACGCAAAAUGAAUUACAUGGAUUAAAGGCCAUAGUAAUGUAUUUACAUCAGCUGCCGGCCGCUCGCAAAUCCGUGCCGGAGUUGCUUUCAGACCCCAUAGCUUUGGUCCGCGACGUGCGAACCCUGGUCGAACAACAUAGGCAUGAUAAACAGCAUCUGGCUAUCACAGGAAUUCCUAUACUGAAAGGGCCAGACGAGGCCGUGAGCACCGAACGCCGCCAGCCCAGCGCGCGCGGCGGCCGCGGCGGCGCCCGCGGCGCGCCCGCCCGCCCGCGCCCCGACCACGCCAACAACGCGCCUAGGCGGCGGAGGACCAGAUGUAAGAAAUGCGAGGCUUGCCAACGCACAGACUGCGGCGAGUGCGUGUUCUGUCACGACAUGGUCAAGUUCGGUGGGCUCGGCCGCGCCAAGCAAACCUGCAUUAUGAGGCAGUGUCUACAGCCAAUGUUGCCCGUGACGGCGUCCUGCGCUGUGUGCCACCUGGACGGCUGGAUGCAGACCCCGGUCGCGCCCCAGGCCAAGGGUAACUCGGGUCGUAACGGUCCGUCGUGCUUACGCGAGUGUUCGGUCUGCUACAGCAUCGUGCACCCCGCGUGCGUGCCGCCCGGCGGGCAGGUCAACGAGGACCUCCCCAACUCCUGGGAGUGCCCCAUGUGCACCCAGAUGGGGCUCAACCACGACUACAAGCCCCGUCACUUCCGCGCGCGUCAGAAAUCGUCGGAUCUUCGGCGAAUGAGCGUCGGCUCCGAUGUCAGUCAACUUGGACAGCACCACGGCAGUUUAUCGAACAAGCUGCCUCCGCCUUCGGCCGGGCCCGUGAAGUCUGAGGCGGGCUCCGACACAGAGGCAAAGAACGACGUGUCACAUAUCAAGACCGAAGACGAAAUAAAACGCGAAGAGGAAGGUCUAUCAUCAGGCGAGCUAGCAGAAGCUGAUGGCGAGGGUCAGUGGGAGCCGGCUUCGAAAAAACGAAGACCUUCCGAUGAAGAUGAUGCGCCGAAGAAACACGCUCUAAGGGCACAUCACGCUUUGCAAAUUACCCAUAAUACGACUAAGGUCCUCAAGAAACCCCUAUACCCAAUUCGUCCUGCUCCAACUAUGGCGACCCCCACAAACCUGGCGGGGUCUCCGUGGCUGGACCGCGAGGCCAUGCUGAAAGUGUUCGCCAAACUGCUGCCAGCCGACUUGGCAACGUGUGCGCUUGUGUGCAAAGCCUGGGCGGAGUACUCGAUGGAUCCGUCAUUAUGGCGUAGCAUGUCAUUCGUACAAGUCAGAGUAUCCGCGGCACAGUUGGCCGGUAUAGCACGGAGACAACCCCUGUCUCUGGGGCUCGAGUGGUGCCAUCUGGCGAGGCGGCAGCUAGCUUGGUUACUAGCGCGACUGCCGGCUCUCCGUUCCCUCUCACUGGCCGGAUCCCCCGCCGAGGCAGCAUUAGCAUUACGUUCUUCUACUUGUCCACCACUCACCUCGUUAGAUCUCUCAUUCGCAAGAUGUCUGGACGAUGCCAAGUUAAGGGGGAUCCUGGCGCCUCCAGAGAAUUCCAGGCCCGGGGGAGGGGCAAGAACAGGGGCGGAACCUAGUCGAUUGGCCGCAUUGUCAGUGUUGAGGCUGCCUGGAACUGAUAUCACCGAUGUCGCGAUGAGAUAUGUUGUGCAGGCGUUACCCAAACUGUGCGAGCUGGACGCUUCCUCGUGCGCCCGACUGACGGACGCCGGCGCGGCGCAGCUGGCGCACCACGGGCUGCAGCGGCUGUCGCUGGCGGGCUGCCGGCUGCUCACCGAGUGCGCGCUCGACCACCUCGCGCGCUGCGACAACCUCGUCCGAUUGGAUCUCCGACACGUGCCUCUGGUGUCAACGCAAGCUGUCAUAAAAUUCGCCGCGAAAUCCAAACACAACCUCCAUGUAAAAGACGUCAAACUGGUCGAGCUAAGGAAGACUUGAUCCGAGGAGGUAUCCACGCCCGUGUCAUAGACAAUAGACUAGUGAAGUGGUGGGGAGAUGACUGAAAAGGUCCGUUUUAUUUUAUAACUUGACCUACCUUACAGAUUGUGAUUGAUAGACGUGUUACUAGUACUAACAAGCAGUGUUUUGUUAUUUUUCGAUUUAAAAAUGGAAUCCAUGCUCAUUGGCUGACGGUAUACGGAUCAAACGCCACUGAAGCGUUGCGUACACUUCAAUGGCGUUUGAUUUACAAUCAUAUGCAGUUGAGUUACCGUAUGAUAUAAUAUGAACGUGGGAUGUCAUACAUUGUAACCGUAGAUGUCAGCUAACAAAGAUAAAAGUGUUUAACUGUACCCAUUGAAGGAUGAUUAGAAUUCUGUUAACGAACACUAAUGAUGAGUUGUUUAAGAAUUUUAUGAAAACGCCCAAGAUAUAAAUUUUUGAGGGCACUUUUGUAUGAUCUCCUUUGGUUUCUUUUGUAAAAUAAAUUAGACAAGCCCCAAUUUUGGGAACAGCGUUGACCAUUUAUUUUAUACAGUACGAAAUAUGGUAUAACUAAUAAUAACCAAAUAUUGACAAUAUUCAUCUACAAUUAUAUUAGGAGGUUCCAUUUUACAAAGCGUAUUGGCAGUUUUUACUUAAUUUUUACUACAGUGACAACAUAUCAAAAUGAUAUAUUUCCUCACCACAUUAUUAAUGUAGUUAAUGAAACAAAGACUUGAGUAAGCCUAUUAUAAUGUUGAGGUGAUACGAUUUAUAAGAUUAGUGAAUAAAAUACGUUUCGAUAUAGGCGAGUUUAAAAAAAGUUUUGGUAAUUUUUAGUCCAAUAUUUGUGUGUGAGUUAGUUUUAUUUCUCAAGUAUUUUAUCCUAAUGUAUCGCGAAACGGUACUUAUUUUGAAUUAUAGUAUAAUUUUGGUAGCUUAAAUCGCUAACCUUGUUUACAAGUUUUCUUAUAAAAACCCAUCACUUGAUAACGGUGCGAGAAAACUAACACUAAAUUAACCGCCUUAAAAAUAAAUAUUAUUUUAAACAAAGACUAAAUUUGCCUAAGUUUACAUGACCAGAAAGAGACAACAAGAUAUCUUAAAAAUGUGUCUGUGGUUGCGACGAUAAGGUCAUUUAAUUUUUGUAAUACAUAGUUUUAAAUUUCUAUUGUCCUGACAAGUUUCUAGUAACGCAAUAAUAGAAAUAAGAAGUAUUUGCACGUUCGGUAACUAUCAAGGAGGCUUAUUCCGUAAUCAAGUGUUUUGGAGCCCUAAGGAAUAUGGUAGGCCUUCUCUAGUAAGUCGCAAAAGUGCAACUAACUCAAAUAUAUUUCCCGUGCCAACAAUUUCAGCACAUUAUUACUGCACAAUCAAUGAGUAUAUAAAAGUUAUAUAUGUUAAUUUUAUUGCAUGCUGUUGCAUCAUAUUAUAUUUUAUCGUUAGUUUUGUGUUAGACAAGCCGACUAUGAGAGGCUUCAGUAUUGACUGAAAUUCUAAAAAUAACAGUAAAAAUGUGUUAGAAGUGGCUUAAUGUCAGAAUUAUCUUGCGUUUUGAUAUAGCUGGCUCGAAUUUGAUUUUGCUUUUGUACUGAAAAAAUACAAUUUCAGAAGAUUAAAAAUAAAUUAUCUUAGUUGACCAGAAGUAUAGUAUACUUCGCCGUAAUGCUGAAUAAUAAGUAAUUUAAUAAAAUCUGGCAUUAGUUCAUCUAAAAAAAGUAAGCAUAACCCAAUGCUAUUUAGUAGUCCGUCUUAUUUACGGCUCUUUUCAUUACCUUAAUUUUCUAAAACAGAUUGGUUUUUAUUAGACAAUAGCGCACUUUUGUCAAAUCACCUCACUAUCACUCAAUUAUGUGUGGCUAUAUGAAAGAAAACUAUUAGGUGUAGCUAUAUGAAACACUAAUUGCAGAACUAUAUUUUUGGCCAAGCUGAGUUGUAAACUCAAGAUUGCUGUGAUUCUUUUAAGAAAAAAAAGGACAUUGGUAAAUUCUUCUUAUUCCAAGGUAAUUUUGACCUAAUCGCCCAUAUUCUAAUGUAUCAAUUGAAAUCACUUAUUUUGUAUAUAACAAAUUUAUUUAUUAAACACAGAUUGAUAAAGCAUUAUUUUAUUUCAUGACAAUUCAAAAUUGCUUAGGUUGUAUUUUGUUUAGUUCUAGUCGCUUUAUAGGUUAAGCUGUUACUAUAUUGUGUAAAUAACUGUUUUUUUUUGGCGAUUUUUCACGUGUAAUUUCUUUAAGUAUUGCAAAAACGUUGGCUUUCGCUCACCGUCGAAGAUAUGCUAUUAAACUGAUUCAUUAUCUACCAACUGUGGGGAUCGUCCUACAGGUACAUGCUACAUAAAUUGUACUGAUUAACUUCUCGAUCUGAUAUAGCAUAUUUUGUAUUUUCUUGCAAUUAGUGCUCGGUAUUCAAAUAUGUUUAUUCCCUUAAUAUUUUUGUUGUAGAAAUCAGAUGCAUCUCAAACUCAUUUACCAAAUAUGUAUUCGUAAUUAUUGCGUUUAUGCUAUUUAUUUCUCUGACUAUUACAAUAUACACUGAUAAAAUUAUACGUUUUGAAGACGCACACAAUAGUCACAAAUGCUUAUUUUACAAAUCGAACAGUUUUUUUUAUUCGGUCAUACAGGAUUUUGUUUAUGAAUAAACGGAGCAUAAUGGGUUCGGAGCAUAGACAAUUAGAAACAGUACCAAAAACAAAAGGUUUUGCGUCCUCUCCUAUUCUACACAUUAACUUCUCCAACUAAUUUCUUAACAUCUAGACACAUUGUCUCAUCCAGUUCCGUUUGUUUUAUAUACAAUGUCUUUGAAUAACAACACCCAGCUGUACAUAAUCGAACAACUCAUUGAUAGUUUGUAAGCACACCGACUCUGGUCAUUUGAAGCGGGGUCGGGGGGCCGCCUAUAGUAUUAGUUUAUGCGCGGAUUAGUGGGUUAUGCCUACGCUUGUCGAAUUAUACAGAUAAUUGAAAAAUAUAUUUUGAUUAUACCUACGUAAAGAAAUGUUUUUAUAAGUAUUGCUAAAGGCAUGUUUAGUAGUUUUUAUAAUAAAUGAGUCUUUUCAUUUCUACAUAAACCGAUAUAUAGAAUGCAAGAUAUUUGUGAUAUCUUAAAGGUCAAAAGAUCUACCUUUACUCAUGAAAUGUCACAAUAAAAAAGGGUAUUCUGUCAAUAUGUUUUUUCGACUAGCGCAAGUAUAAUAUCACUGUGUAUAACGUUGGCCGUUAUCCCGUAACGUUUCCACUGAUCCACUAGAGACUAAUGUCUACAAUAAUUACUGAGCUAGUUUUAAGAAUUGUGUGCCUCAGUGUAUAGACAAUUAGCAAUAGAGAAGAAUCGUUAAUAAAAUAUAUUAAAUUAAAUACAGUCAUUAAUCACACUAUAUCGAAAAUGUGUGGCUGAUGAUUCUAUUUGGUAUAUUGUAAGAUAAUUAUAGAUAUUAUUUAGUUUUUUAAGAGGCCUUGAUGCGAGUUUUGAUUUCGUUUCAAGGCAGUUUUCGUGAGUUCCCAACUGCCACCAUUAAAACUUUUAGGUAUAUCAUUUGACCAAUUUUUAGUCAUCGAAUCGAAGUUAUUACUUCAAUACAUUAUAAUGUUAUAAGAAUUUUGUUCUUUUAAAACUACCAAAAUAUUUCAAAAUUUUCACAUUGGGACAGCUAUAUUCAUAUAGACCAUAUAAAAUUCUCCUUCAAAUGGCAUCCGAGAGGCUUUCGGAGGCCACUAUAUUACUAUUACAACGAAAUAAAAUUCUAUAACCAUUAGUUAAAACCAUCAGCAGUUUCAUAGCGGAUGCAUCCCUUCUGAUGAUAAAUAUUUCAUUUCAUCAAUGAGGACAAAAUUUGUGAUUUUGAAAAUUUUAAUGGCGGUGUUAGGGAGAAUGUAUUUAGUAGUUUUUGAUAACUAGCUCGCAUGUUGGCGGUCGUUGGCGGAAAUGAAAGAAAGGUGAUAUUAAAGCCAAUGGCUAGGUUAACGAAAUAGGUAGCGAUAUUAUUGUGAAAUGACCCGUUUACAAGCAGUAACAUUGUAUCAUUGGUUACCAUAAGCACUUAUAGUAUUUGAAAUAAAUAUUUACAAUGAA
Amyelois transitella is the source of this 7205-nucleotide messenger RNA. RefSeq names its product jmjC domain-containing histone demethylation protein 1 (gene Kdm2). The coding region runs from base 99 to 3152 and encodes 1017 amino acids. Gene Ontology annotation, molecular function: DNA binding; protein binding; transcription coregulator activity. The record is from RefSeq and is a predicted model, not a curated record. NCBI's taxonomy places the organism in Eukaryota, Metazoa, Arthropoda, Insecta, Lepidoptera, Pyralidae. Gene Ontology annotation, biological process: regulation of transcription by RNA polymerase II; protein demethylation. The transcript has 21 exons.